UUGUUAAAGAACUGCAGCAUGUGUAUGACGGCAUGCAAAAAGUUAAUUGUUCUGUCUUCCCCUCUCAGGAUGCAGUCUGUAGGUCUGGCUUUGGAGGAGUUGCUGGUGACGGCUCAGAAACAAGAUUGCCUGACCGUUGGCAUUUAUGAAUCAGCAAAACUUCUUAAUGCAGACCCUGACAGCGUGGUCCUGUGUGUUCUGUCUGCUGAUGAUGCAGACGAUGUGGCGCUGCAGAUCCACUUCACCCUGCUACAGGCCUUCUGCUGCGACAGCGGCAUUACCAUCCUGCGAGUCUCAGGGGUUCAGCGGCUCCAGCAGCUGUUGGUUGCUGUGGAUUCCAACAGAAACCAGGAAGAGCACGGAGACCUCCACUGCAUGCUGGUUACGAACCCCCAGGCGGACCACUGCAGGCUACAGGAGGUGGGGACCUACUGCCAGGAGAGUCGACGCCUUGACCAGUGGGUUCCUGAACUGGUCCUGCAAGAACGCUGAAGAGUCUGGCACCCGCAUACAUCAACAAAGACGGGAGCUUUCUGGGUUCAGAUGCUGAUGAACUACAGGAUCUGUUGUUGCUCAUGCAGGGAUGGCCUGGAGUGGACUGGGACAGGCUUUUCUGACUGAUAAGCUGGAAGAAAGUAAUUCCUUGAAGCAACUAUUGAAACAGACAAAGUAGAGACCGGUUUACAAAUUCUGCUUCGUCCAAAAGAUCCAGACAGAAAAGCAGAUUCACAUCCAUCCAGGCCAAAUAGAUUUUUACAUUGUCAGUAAAACUCCAUCAAAGCUUCUAUUUUUAUGCUUCCGUUUGGCCACUUACAAUGUUUAUGAGGGUGUGACAAUCAAUAACAGGAGUAGCAUCAUCGGAAAAAACGUGUCCACACCCCAACUUCUACCUGGAAGACCUGAAUGUUUGUAAGGACAGGAAUGCUGAAAUGAAACUAUGCCGAACAUUCCGGUGUAUUCUGACAUGGGAGAGUCCUUAGCGAGAAGGUGUGUGUGUGUGUGUGAGUGUGAGAAUGUGUGGUAUGCGUGUACAAUACUUGACUCUUUCUUUAGAAAACACUGGGCGGGCAGCAUGUGCAUUCUUGAAAUGAGCAGCUGAACCUGCGUAGGAAUCGUCACCAUGGAAACUGAAAUGGAAAUGAUGUUCAAGUUAAAGUCACCCAGGAUAUAUUGGCAUUUCAUGACCACAAAAAGUCAAUGCACAAUGCAUAUUUUUUUAUUAUCCGAGGAGGAUACAGAAUGGGCAGAGUAAUGAGCUGUGUCUGAGCUGAUGGAAACUAUCUGCUGUAAAUUGUUAUUUUUGCUGCAAAAGAAACUACAGUCCUCUUUGUGCCUUCAGGAUGCUGCUUUGUUUUGAUAAAAUGCUGUUCAAAUAAUAUAAACAGCGCAACACCGGUAAUUUAUU
Anoplopoma fimbria (sablefish) is the source of this 1405-nucleotide messenger RNA. Its product is annotated as growth arrest and DNA damage-inducible protein GADD45 beta-like. Lineage: Eukaryota; Metazoa; Chordata; Actinopteri; Perciformes; Anoplopomatidae. The record is from RefSeq and is a predicted model, not a curated record. The transcript is spliced from 3 exons. Gene Ontology annotation, cellular component: cytoplasm; nucleus. Gene Ontology annotation, biological process: regulation of cell cycle. The coding region runs from base 19 to 492 and encodes 157 amino acids.